AUGUCAACGACUCGUGCACCAUCAAAGAUCGUGCUGCAAGCGCAUUCCCUGUUGCCAUCAUACGACAAUCCCGAAGCCACAACAGGCGACACGUGCGUUCGUCCGCUGACGACACUUGCGGCUCCAUCGAUUGUUGUGGGCACGGGGGUCCACUCGACUUUCCAGGUACAAGACGAUCAAGAGGUGGACGCAGCUCAUGGGACACUGGAACGCACGAUUGGACGGGGUGUUUGGAUCUACAGCGACCACAGUCGUCGCGGCUCGAUCGUGAACGGAAGUAAACGACUGCAUCGGGACGCGGUCGUCGUGCACCACGGGGAUACAUUGGAAGUAGGUCAGACAGUGAUUGGAUUGGAUCUAGAAAUGAACACGACGACAGCGGCAUGUUCGACUGACGAACCCGUCGAUCGAGCGAUGGACAACCACGUGCAACCUAUUCCGAUGCACCAAAAGACGGCGUUGAGCGCACGGAAUGUUGCGAGGAUGGCUCGACGUCGAGCGUCGACACCGUGGGGACCAGCGGUCGCAGUGCACCAAACUUUUGGAACCACUAAACCCAGAACAUUGCAGAUUGAAACGUCGGGACUGGACGGUAAUGGUUGUAGUUCAUCCUCCACCGCGGUUGAAUUGGUGCGAACUCCUCUGGAAUACACAGCGUCGCCGGUUGCAUGUACGCGGUGGUGUAGCAAAAGAAGCUUUGUUGCUACGGCAACACCAGUGGCAGCGGGAGCUUCGCCGUCACUAUCUGUUGAUCAGUACCAACACCCACCGAAAGAUUACCAAGCGAGUAAGGGGGUCGAGCGCAUCUCACAUGUAUCUUCCUCAUCACCCCGUCAGAUGUUCAAGGGAUCCAGUGCAGAGAAGGCUAGUCGCCCACCUCCGUUAGGAUAUUCUAGCUCCCCAACAGUAUCUCCGUCAGCUUUAGCGGCACGGCAGCGUCGCAACAUCGAAGAGCAGCCGUCCAGACGUAGUGUGUUGCCAAGUCCUGCAUCUGACUGUACGGCUGUAGAGCUACCACAGCCGAAGAAUGCAGACGUUCGGCCAAGCUCACGACGCGAUAAUCUUCGCAUUCAAGUGUCGAAGAAAAUGGCUGCAGCAGCGCCUGUGAGUGCUAAAAGCAUCAAUAUUCCCCGACAUGUCCCAGUGCCGAAUUUGGAUUUUGAGGCGCCAGCGUCGCCUGUGGCACAGAGGGACAUCAUUAAACAGCAGGAAUCUCUGCAGAUAAUUUUGCAGCACAAAAUCGAAGAGGAACGGCUACUCAAACAGCAGCAAGAAGAAUGGAUGAGGCAAUACUUGACGCCAGUUUCCACGAGCGACAGCGAAUUGAAUUAUGAAGCCGUUUCCGAGCCACGGAUUCCCCUGUCGCCUACAAAAGAGAAUGACAUUGUUCCGGGCGAGUUGGCACGUGGUGCAAUUCCGGUACUGCUUCUUGCAGAAACGGGACUUGAUCAGCAACGUCCAGCACCUGUGAAAACAAGUCCACGGCGUACAGGAGUCGUUCGAUCACCUCAAGCACGACUUGAUGGAUUUCAAAAACGAUCAAAUGAGCCGGAUGUGACGAAAUGCUGUACACCCGAAGCACUUGCGUCAAGCAUCAACAGAACAAAUUAUCUGGAGAACAGCAAUUGCGAAAUCGAUUGCGCAGUGCGCAGCUCCGAUGAAAGUGUCCUAUCUACGGCAACUACAACUAUUGCGUGUCACCGCCAUGUCACGAGCUCGCUAUCAUCAAGCUGUGCCAGUUCCAUCGGACGUUGUGAUUUUUCCGGCAAUGAGGAUGAAGAGGAGACAGAAGACACAGUCAGGUCAUACCCGAAAUCCGAUAUGUAUGAACCAGCUGCACUGCCACGUCGCUCUCGUGAAGAACCAGUGCUGAUGUUUGACCUUGAUCGCAACAGCAGCAUACAUUCAUGGCGUGAGUCGAAUUAA
Messenger RNA from Hyaloperonospora brassicae, 1926 nucleotides. NCBI's taxonomy places the organism in Eukaryota, Oomycota, Peronosporomycetes, Peronosporales, Peronosporaceae. The record is from the annotation of a GenBank genome assembly.